AUGAACCGAACACCGAACUCAAAUAGUACUCAAAAAAAUUACGCCCAAGCUGCAGCGCAGCCAAAACAAAAAACAGCUUUUCAUACUAAUAAUCCUCACCAUCCAAACCAACACCACCAACAGGUGUCUCAACAAAAUCAAUCUUCAGGAUCUUCUACAUCCACGAAUUUUUCUUCAUCCGCUAACGGAAAGCCUAAUAAUACAUCACAAACGAAGCCACAGGCUCAGCAUAUUUCAAACAUGGGAAAUGGUAAUACUGGCCGCUCGAUCAAGCACAAUAACGCAGUACAACUACCAUCGAAAGGUCACGUUUGGGAAACAGCUCCGAAUUCUUUUGGAUUCGGAACAGUAAAUUCACCAAACACACAAAUACAUGUGUCGCCUCCAACUGGACCAACGCUUACAAGUGGUGGAGGAGUUCCUAAUGAUUUACCAACGAAAGGAGGCCCGACCUUUGGAACGGUGACAACUGCUACUACACAACUAACUAAUGUUGGUACUUCUGCUACGCGUGCGAACGAGAUUGCUCGUACACAUUCUGCUCCACCGCUACUUAAUCCUCAAGAUUCAAAUAAUGUCAGAAUUGUCGGACAAUCAGGUCAUCCACCUAAUGUGGGAGUUCGUAAUCAACUUACUAAUAUACAUCAACAGCAGUCUAUGUCUGUUUCUCAUCAGCAACCUUCGGUACCGGUUAAUAAUUCUGCUUUACAUCGUAAAGAUUCAGUUUCUUCUACUGUCUCAUCGAAUGAUGGACAACAACCAUAUCAUUCUCAUCAGCCGUCACAUCAUUCUAACCAUUCUCAUACGAAUCAACAUAAUCAUCCCCAUUUCUCUCGACAACAGCACCAACAUCAUAAACCUAUGGUGCAACCCGGUCAAAAUAUUACUGGACAAUAUACUUCAAGGUCAAGAGAUAAACAUAUCUCAACAUCUUCUCAUAUAAAUCCUGCACAGCAACCAGUUCCACAAGCUACAAUACCAAUGGCUCCUGGUUCGAUACCAAUGUCUGAUUAUUUAUAUUAUGCACAAUAUCCUCCUCAUCCUCAUCAUCCUAUAUAUAUGACACAAUUUCGCCCGCCAAUGACAGGGGUGCAGGCUCAUAUUCCUCAAGCUCCAGUUACCGCUGUUAGUUAUGUACCACCACAACAAAAUCAACAUAAAAGUAAAGCUAUUCCUAUUGUUGAUCCUAAUAGGGGUGUUACUAUAGCGAUUAAACAACAGCAACUAUCCAAAAGUCCAAAUUUCAAAAAAGAAGAAAUUUCCUCUGUCUUGGUUGACAAUAAACUCGAAGAAACUGAUAAGGAGAGCGCUAAUUCCGAAGAUAAAGGCAUAUCCAAGGCCAUUCCGAUUGUUGACCCUGCAGAAAAAGAACGCAAAGAGCGCGAGGAAUAUGAAAAGAAAGAACGUGAAGAACAUGAACGUUUAGAAAGAGAAAAGGAAGAAAAGGAACGCAAAGAGGCAGCAGAGAAAGCUCGUAAAGAACAAGAAGAAAAAGAAAGACAAGAAGCAGAAAGAAAGAAAGAAGAGGAACGUUUAGCAAAAGAGAGGGAAGAAAGGGAACGUAAAGAAGCAGAAGAGAAAGCUCGUAAAGAGCAAGAAGAAAAAGAAAGACAAGAAUUAGAGAGAAAGAAAGAAGAAGAACGUUUAGCAAGAGAAAAGGAAGAGAAAGAACGUAAAGAAGCGGAAGAGAAAGCUCGUAAAGAGCAAGAAGAAAAAGAAAGACAAGAAGCAGAGAGGAAGAAAAAAGAAGAAGAACGUUUAGCAAGAGAAAAGGAGGAAAGAGAACGUAAAGAGGCGGAGGAAAAAGCUCGUAAGGAACAAGAAGAAAAAGAAAGACAAGAAGCAGAGAGAAAGAAAGAAGAAGAACGGUUAGCAAUUGAGAAGUUAGAAAGAGAACGUAAAGAAGCGGAAGAGAAAGCUCGUAAAGUGCAAGAAGAAAAAGAAAGACAAGAAGCGGAGAGAAAGAAAGAAGAAGAACGUUUAGCACAAGAGAAGAAAGAAAGGGAAGCAGAAGAGAAAAUUCGUAAGGUGAUUGAGGAUAGGGAAAGACAAGAAGCCGAGAGUAAGGAAAAAGAAGAAAGUGCUAAAACAAAGACAACUGAGGUUGAAUCAACUGAUAAGAAAGAUCUUAAAAAAGAAGAAAAGAAGAUCGGCAAAGGGAAUCGCCCAGGUCCAUUGGAUUUGUCACGUACUACAUCUGCACCAGCAAUUCCCAGUGCACCACUUAGUGCUCUUGGUAGUGCUCGUUUAAUUGAUGACUUAACAACUGUAUCAUAUCCUCCGCAUAUUAAAUCACCAGAUCCAAAAUUAAAUUCUGACGCUGAGCCAGGAAAAUUCAAAUAUGAUCGCAUCUUCCUUAUGCAAUUCAUGGACGUUUGUAAAGAAAAGCCAGAACAUUUGCCCGCAUUAGAAGCUAUUGGUUUGGAAGAAACUAAAGAUGACAAGAAGGGUAAUAGACAAGGUUCUCGAACUCAGAAUGCAAGAAUAACGCAUAAGAAUAGUCCAAAUCAAUCUCAAUUUGCUCAAAUGGGAGAAUUCAAACUACCAAAGACUAGCGAGGAAAGGUUCCUUGCUUCAUCAAUAAGAAUUGGAACGACAUCUGUUUCGAGUGGCUUUGUACGAAAUCCACUUGGUCGUACUGGAAGUGGAAGUACAUUAUUACCACCUCCAGCAAUGACGGCUUCCCCACCAAGCCCAGGUCGCGCGUCUAGUGGACGAAGAGAUGGACGAAGAAAUGGUGGUAAAGGGGGACAUCAAUUUCAAGGACCAAAUUUCGGACAUGAACAGAUUGUACCUCUUGAACGUACAGAGAAUCGAUGGGUUCCUGCUUCAGUUUUAGGUAAUUUACCAAAAGCAACUGAAGAAUUCAUUCCUAUUGAAGUAGUACAGCGCAAAGUUAAGGCGCUUUUGAAUAAAUUGACGUUAGAAAAAUUUGAUUCUAUAUCGGAUCAAAUUAUUGAUUAUGCUAAUAAAUCGAGGGAUGAAAAAGAUGGACGGAUAUUAAAGGAAGUAAUUCGCCUUAUAUUUGAGAAAUCUUGUGAUGAACCGAAUUUCUGUGCAAUGUACGCUCAACUUUGCCGUAAAAUGAUGGAGAGGGUUGAUCCUGUUAUUGUAGAUGAAAAUGUCAAAAAUACUGAGGGUAAAUUCGUUCAAGGUGGAACGUUAUUUAGGAAAUACCUUCUUAAUCGUUGUCAGGAAGAUUUUGAGAAAGGUUGGAAAGUUAAUGUUCCAGUACCUGCCAAUGAAAAAGGAGAACCAGAUCUCAUGUCAGAUGAAUAUUAUGCAGCUGCGAAAGCCAAAAGACAUGGUCUAGGUUUAAUACGUUUCAUCGGAGAAUUAUUUAAACUAAAUAUGCUUACCGAGCGUAUUAUGCAUGAAUGUAUAAAGAAAUUAUUAACGUUUCAAGGAUCGCCCGAAGAAGAAGAAAUGGAAAGUUUAUGUAAACUAAUGAAUACCGUAGGUGAACAACUUGAUCAUGCCAAUGGCAGAACAAACCAACCAGAUCAUGCCAAAACCACUCAACUUGAUGAUGCAAAAGCAAGACAGGCUAUGGACAGUUAUUUUAAUCGCAUGGAAGAUAUAUUGAAACACCCAAAUAUGACAAGUCGCAUAAAAUUCAUGAUAAUGGAUAUCAUCGAUUUGCGAAGUAAUUCUUGGAAACCUCGACGAGAUAUUAAUGCUCCAAAGACAAUUGCAGAAAUCCAUGAAGAUGCUGCAAAACAAAAAGAGGAAGCUGAUUUCCUUAGACGAACAGCUAGCUCAGGUGGUAGAGGUCUGCCUAAAAUUGGAGAGCAAAUGUCACGUAGUGGUUCAGGUCGUCGUGACCACCGAUCGGACAAAGGAAUGUCAUCUCACGGAUCGGCAACACCUGGAAACGAUGGAUGGAUUAACGUUGGAGGAGGUUCACAGAGAAAUAAUAAAGUCGGCGACCUUACUAAAUUCGGAUCUAUUCGUAGUAGUAAAAACACUAGCAACGUCAGUUUAGCACCAGGAGGCAGUCUUGGAAAUUUUACUAAAGCUUGGAGCAAGAGUGAUAAUAAAGAUCGAGAAGACAAGUCUGCAGGUCUAAGUAGAACGAAUUCGACGUCAAAUAUGUAUAGUGUAUUAGAGAGCUCUGAGGGAAGGAAGAGCUCAGAAUUUGCAGCUUCAGAACCUCAAAAAUUCGUUCCAAUGGAACGUAAAAAAUUAGCUUUAUUGCCGCGCACAAUCGGUACUACGCCCGAAGAGUCUCAGUCUGCUAUCAAAUCAACUGCAUCUAAGUCUGUCGAGGCGGCAUCAUCAGUACAAACGAUGCCAGAAGAGGUGGCAGUAAAGAAGAUCGAUAGUAUGAUUGCGGAGUACUUUUCAGUUUUGGAUAUUAAAGAGGUCCUCGCUUGUCUCAAGGAGAUCCCGACAGAAUUUCAUGCAAAAGCAAUAGAGGAAAUUACAAACAAAGUAAUUGAGAAAAAGCAGGCAGAUGUGGACAAUGUUAUAAAUUUAUUCAAAGAAAUUAUAUCAUCCGAAACUUGCGAUAUUAGUAAUUUCAAAGAUGGUUUUAAGGGAUCGUUAGAAUUUUUAAUGGAAAUUGGUGCAGAUGCACCAAUGGCUUAUUCGUUUAUAGGACAAUUAUUAUAUAGUACUGGACUUGAUUUUCGGGAUAUUACAACACUCCUUGGAGCUUUGGAUAGUGACCGAGAUAUAGAAAAAAUAGUAAAGGGAUAUGUGAACGCUUUAAAGAAUGAUCAGGGAGAAGAAAAAUGUGGACUAAAAAUAAAUGAAUUUGAUAUUAAAUCGUUGUUCCCAAAGAAAAAUAAAGAUGGUAUAAAUAAAUUUCUUGAAGAUCUUGGAUUGGGAUCACUAAAAUAA
Messenger RNA from Funneliformis mosseae, 4845 nucleotides. NCBI's taxonomy places the organism in Eukaryota, Fungi, Glomeromycota, Glomeromycetes, Glomerales, Glomeraceae. The record is from the annotation of a GenBank genome assembly.